Molecule: messenger RNA, 1459 nt
Organism: Chlamydomonas reinhardtii
Lineage: Eukaryota; Viridiplantae; Chlorophyta; Chlorophyceae; Chlamydomonadales; Chlamydomonadaceae
Exons: 3
Coding region: 199-456 (85 amino acids)
Source: RefSeq, a predicted model, not a curated record
GCGACCGCGCGCUCCACCGCGUCGCCAAGCAGCUCACGGGCGGCAGGCCCAAGGAGGAGGUGGUGGUGGGGUGGGGUUCGUGGGCCUUCCAGGGAGGGAAGGGCGGCUCCCCCAUCUCCGUCAGGGGCGGGCGCGCGCCGACGGGGCGGCUCAUCAAGCUGCUCCGUGAGCGCUACGCCAAGCAUGUGUUCAUCAUCGAUGAAUACAAGACCUCCCAGGUGGACCUGCUACAACUGCGGGUGUCAGGAGAUGGCCAUCAAGCGGCUUGGGGGGCUGAAGGAGGGGCAGCGGCCCUGGUCGGUCAAAGUCUGCAACGACUGCUUGACGACCUGGAACCGCGACGUCUCCGCCGCCAACGUGAUCCGUGUGCUCCUCCUGCUGAAGCUGAUGGGCUUCGAGCGGCCGACCAAGCUGCAGCGGCCGCCAUGGCCGCCGGCGGCGGUGGGGCCGGGCUGAGAGCCUGAACGGCGCUAGCAGGGCGUGGGGCUGAGGGUGCACGUGUUGAUUGGCGGCGAGUGACGUGACUAGUUUGUUAGCUGCGGGUUAGCACGGACUGUGCACCCCACCCAACCGGCCACGUCCGGAUUUGCGGGGAUGCCAAAGGCCCCCAACAUAGAGGCGUGUGCUUAGUAGGCGCCCGCGUCAAGGUGGCUGGGUUGAUAACGACCCGGGAUCAGCCCUUUUCCUGCCUCCCUAAGGCAGCCACCUCCUUGUUAGGUGUCGGUGUGUGUGGCUGAGACAGCUACAUACCCCUAUUGCAGGACCGGUCAACAAGAGACAUUAACUGAGACCAGAGUCCCUGGUGUAUUACGUAGGCUGUCAUGAUAGGUACCCCGCACAGGGGUUUGCUGCUCUGUUUGCCGCGGGCCUGGCCGGCUGCGUGACGGCGCGUGCGCUGUUGGCAUGUGUACAUACGGUAUGCAUCUGUGUCUGCAGGCGAGUGCGCGGAGGGGAGCGAUCACCGCACGGGGAAUGUUUGCUCGUGUAUGUUGCAUUUAUGCAUGGGGGCGCCCUUGAUUGUACCCUGUCGCAGCAACGUGUGGUUGGGGGAACUAAUGGGGUGGUGCUUUGGGACCGGGUCCUUAGGUGUCGAUUGUGGCUGUGAACGUGUAGCUUCGUUGUCGACUGUGGCUGUGAACGUGUAGCUUCACUUUCCAUGGUCAUGUGUGUGUCACAGGAUGGGAAGUGUGCUUUCCCACUGCCUGCAACGAGACUAACCGAGCCGCAAAGGCCCCUCGUCCCCUGAUGCUGGUUAUGUCCUUGCAAUGUGAGACAGAAUAAACACUUGCAUGGUAGUUGGGCAUGACGGCAGACGUGCAGGAAGUAGGCUCCGGCCUACCCGGGCGCCCGGUUUCAGCGUCAUUGCUGCUAAUGACUGUGUGCCCGUGUGCAGGCAAGAUUUGUGCAGAUUGCUGAUUGGUUGUGCUCUGAGGGCUUGUACAUGUAACACAAGGCAAUA